Messenger RNA from Lates calcarifer (barramundi perch), 2657 nucleotides. RefSeq names its product 2-phosphoxylose phosphatase 1 (gene pxylp1). Gene Ontology annotation, cellular component: Golgi apparatus. Gene Ontology annotation, biological process: glycosaminoglycan biosynthetic process; dephosphorylation; chondroitin sulfate proteoglycan biosynthetic process. The record is from RefSeq and is a predicted model, not a curated record. NCBI's taxonomy places the organism in Eukaryota, Metazoa, Chordata, Actinopteri, Centropomidae. Gene Ontology annotation, molecular function: phosphatase activity. Bases 170 to 1735 code for a protein of 521 amino acids. The transcript has 6 exons.
UCUCUGCCACUCCGUUGGCGGUCGGUCGUACAGGAGAAACCGAAGCGGCGGAUUCAAGUGUUUGACCCGGCUCUAUGUGGCUCUGAGAGAUCGAGUUCCAACGGACAGCUGGGAUGGCCCGUGGUCUGGAUGGCUGAGGGACAGGGUCACGGACCAAUUACAUGACAAGAUGCUGGCUCGCAACCGCUUCCUCCUCCUGGUGGUGGUGGGCGGGGCAGCGUUGGCCAUCAUCAGUUUGAGCCUUCAGUUCUUGAACCUGAUCCCCACCACCCCCAUAGUGGAGGAGCGUCCCUUCCAGGCUAUAGACGGAGGGCUUGGGCUUGUUCUGGGGAAGAGCAGAAAAAGAGUGUUCCCAGUGCCUCAUACCCAGGAGCCCAACCCCAUAUCUGAGGCCUACGGCUACUGCAACACUCCCAACCGUACCGAACAGGCCUGGGAGGGUCACAGUCCUGCCGACUACAAGCUACUCUCUGUCCAGGUGAUGAUUCGCCAUGGAGACCGUUACCCACUCUACUCCAUCCCCAAGACCAAACGACCUGCCAUUGACUGCACCUUGUCCACUAACAGGAGUCCUUCCCACCCCCUGCUGAACUCUUUCAUCAGUCAUAUGGCCCAGGGAGGACGUGGCCACUGGGAGUCACCACUUGGCUCUGUUCCACGUCUGCCCAACCACAAUGUCUGUGAGAUGGGAGAACUCACACAGACAGGUGUGGUGCAGCACCUACGCAACGGGCAGCUCCUUCACCAAGCCUACAAGCGUCACAAUCUCCUCCCCUCCAGUUGGUCGCCCCGCCAGCUGUGGGUGGAGACCACAGGCAAGAGCCGGACUCUCCAGAGCGGACUGGCCUUCCUCUACGGCUUCCUCCCGGACUUUGAUUGGACGAAGCUGACAGUGCGUCACCAGUGGAGCACACUGUUCUGCGGCUCGGCCUGCGACUGCCCCGCCAGGAACAGGUACCUGGAGGAGGAGCAGAGGAGGCAGUAUCGGCUUCGAGUGGCUGAUACCGAGCUGGAGAGGACUUACGUGGACAUGGCACGGACUUUGGGUAUGCUUACCCGCCAGCUCAGAGCUGCAAACCCCAUAGACUCCCUGCUGUGCCACCUGUGUCACGGUCUGUCUUUCCCAUGCAUUCCCAUGGGAGAUAGUGGCACUGGUGGAUGUCUGACAAUGUCGCAGUUUGCCGUGAUUCGUCGGCAGCAGCUAGAUGAUGAGGUGGAUCGGAGAAGAGUGGGACUGUAUCAUAAAUACGCUAUCCUGGCCAUGUACCCCUACCUCAACCGAACAGCUGCUAAGAUGGAACGUGUUGCUAAGAGCAGUGAAGCUGGUCGCCAGCCUCGAGCAGGCGGCGAGGAGGUCUUCACCCUCUCUUCAGCUCAUGACGUCACCAUGGCCCCAUUGCUGAGUGCUCUGGGACUGGAGGAGGCCAGGUUCCCACGUUUUGCAGCAAGAGUGGUGUUUGAACUGUGGAAGAGUCCCACAACAACUCAAGGUCAGCUGAAGAAGAGAGCUGGCAAAGGUGACAAGUCGAAAGCAAAAGAUGGGGAAGUGUUCAUCAGGGUGCUGUACAACGGCGAGGACGUGACAUUUCAUACCACCUUCUGUCGCUCCCACGACCGCCAUGCCAGCCAGCCCCUCUGCCCUCUGAAGAACUUCCUGUCUUUUGUCAGGAGAGACAUGUUCAGUGUUGUCAACGCCACUUCCUACCAGGGGGCCUGCUACAGACGCCCUGGUUGACAGUUGGACAGAUGGAGACGAGGGUGAAUGAGGAAGGACGCAGAAUUGGCAGUACUUUGAAGUACAACAAAACAACAAACAACAAAAGUACAACAAUUGGUUGUACUUUUGUUGUUUUUUAGUUUUACACUUUUGAAGAUGGUGCACUUUUAUGCUGCUCAUAGUGUCUUAAAAUUCCACAUAUUUUUAAAUGUAGUCUUUAACAUUCAUGAACACAAAGGGAGUGGCAAACAUGCAUAAUACUGUACAUCAUAUCUUGGUUGGAGGUCUUCAGUUUCUAACCUUUCUACAAACUUAUUCAGUUUCUUUCUUGAAUAUUGUAUGUUUUCACAAGUUAAUCUACAAGAGAUAAACAGUUCAAGGGGAGUUGUACGGCACUUAGCCACUUUAUUCCUACAUUCCAUAAUACCAUGGAAUUGUAUAAUUCCAGUGUUCCUAAAUGCCUGCAGGAAAAAAGGGCAUAUCAAAGCUGGAAAUGCUGUGCUGGAUUUAACAUUCUUGAGAAAUAUUUUGUGUAUAAUAAUCUUUUCAAUGAAAAUACACUUUAGGCUAAUUUGGGCCACAGUACUCAUUAUGACAAACUCAGUCGUUAUUUAGCAUUUCCUUGAGUUUUAAUGUUUAUUCAUUGGAGUAGCUGUGACUUUAACGGUAAGAUUUAUUUCUACUUAUUGAUGUGGACCUUUUUUUUCUUUGCUUUAUUAAAAUUGACUGCGGUACACUGAAACAGUUUUUUUCCCCUUAUUACUUUACAACUACAGGGCAUAUAGGGUAUAUAUAUUAAUUGCUGAUAUAGCAGGUCACAUUCCACUUUUUGGUUUUGCUUGAAGGUUUUGCUAAUUUUAAUGUAUGGUUCAUUCUGAAUAGACAUUUAUACUGUAAAGCACAUAUGGAGUAAAAUAAAUGCUCUCAUGUUUUCACUGUA